GGAAAUUGAACACAAAAAUUCUCAGUGACUGUCGGAAUGAAAUGGAAAUGAAAUGAAACUGGAAUUUUCGAAGAAAUGAGAGGAGGAAAAUGGAACUUGAACCAUUAGUAAAUGCAAGAUGGUGCUCGAAAGUACUAUGAUAUGUGUCGACAACAGCGACUACAUGAGAAAUGGAGAUUUUUUACCAACAAGAUUGCAAGCUCAACAAGAUGCGGUUAAUUUAGUUUGUCUUUCAAAAACUCGUUCAAAUCCUGAAAACAACGUUGGAUUAUUAACUCUUGCUAAUGCCGAAGUUCUAGCAACAUUGACCAGUGAUGUUGGGCGAAUUAUUUCAAAACUUCACAAAGUCCAGCCGCAUGGAAAUCUCUGCCUAAUAACGGGAAUUAAAAUUGCACACUUGGCUUUGAAGCAUCGUCAGGGAAAGAAUCACAAGAUGCGUAUUGUUGCAUUUGUUGGAAGUCCAGUGUUGAUUGAUGAUAAAGAAUUAGUGAAAUUAGCUAAACGUUUGAAAAAAGAGAAGGUCAAUGUUGACAUCAUAAGUUUUGGCGAAGAAACUGUUAAUAAUGAUGUUUUGACGGCAUUUAUUAACGCUCUGAAUGGAAAGGAUGGAACUGGAAGUCAUCUCGUGACAGUUCCACCGGGUCCACAUUUAUCUGAUGCUUUGAUUUCAUCACCAAUUAUUCAAGGCGAGGAUGGAAUGGGUGGUGCCGGAAUGGGAGGAGCUGCCUUCGAAUUCGGUGUCGAUCCAAAUGAAGAUCCUGAACUUGCAUUGGCUCUUCGUGUUUCCAUGGAAGAACAACGACAAAGACAAGAGGAUGAAGCCCGACGAGCUCAAGCUAAAGACGCGUCUGCCGAUAAGAAACCAGAGACAAUCAAGGAAUCACCAAACGAAGAAGCAAUGUUAAAGCGUGCACUUGAAAUGUCCAUGGAAGGACCCGAAGAAUCGGUACCAGCAUCUGAUAAUACAACUUCUAGCACUGGAGCAAUGCCCGAUUUUGCUCGUAUGACUGAAGAGGAACAAAUCGCCUUCGCUAUGAAAAUGUCCAUGCAAGAUCAACCAGAUGCAGAUCCACCAAAAGAAGAAGCAAUGGACGUGGAAGAAGAUUAUGCAGCGGUAAUGUCAGAUCCAGCAUUUUUACAAUCAGUUCUCGAAAGCCUUCCGGGUGUGGAUCCACAUUCGGAAGCUGUACGUGAAGCCGUUGGAUCAUUGCAACAAAAUAAAGAUAAGGAAAAGGAAAAAGAGAAGGAGAAAGAUAAAGACAAAAGGAGUGGCUGAUAAUUUUUUUUUGAUAGUGAUAAGUUAAUUUUGGAUGAUUUAUAUAAUAUUGCUGCUAUUUGAUACUCGAUUGUGUGGAAAAAUGUAUCGACUCUACACAGAAAAUAUAAUAAAUCAAUUUUCAUUCAAUAA
Molecule: messenger RNA, 1408 nt
Organism: Leptopilina boulardi
Lineage: Eukaryota; Metazoa; Arthropoda; Insecta; Hymenoptera; Figitidae
Gene: Rpn10
Product: 26S proteasome non-ATPase regulatory subunit 4
Exons: 6
Coding region: 119-1276 (385 amino acids)
Biological process (GO): proteasome-mediated ubiquitin-dependent protein catabolic process
Cellular component (GO): nucleus; cytosol; proteasome regulatory particle, base subcomplex
Molecular function (GO): polyubiquitin modification-dependent protein binding
Source: RefSeq, a predicted model, not a curated record